AUGGCAACCGUAAUGCUGCCGCCUGGAACUGUCACGGUCCGCCAGGCAGACCGUGGGGAUGUGGGGAAAGGAGGACCCAAAACGCAGACUCUGCGAUGCAAACAGGCCAAGACAGAGCACGAGGAGGUGGGCUCUAGCACGGAAGCUCUGUGGGCCUGGGCUUGCACAGGAGUGGCUGCCUCGGAGUUCAGGGCUAAGAAGAGAGUCUAUGGCAUGAAGAGUUGUGAGCAGAUGUCAGAAGGAGCGUCCUGCGAAGAAGAAUGGGUUAAAUUCAUCUUUAAUCAAAAAACAAAUGGAAGAUUUCAAAUGGAAAAAGUUGUUAAUCUUCCUCAAAAAAACAAAAUAAACCCUGGCAAGUUGAUCGUCAAGCAGCUUAAUAAUGCCGACAACAACAGAAAACAAUCCAAUGAGACAGAAUUUGAAGUUGAUAAAAAUGGCUGCCCCAAACCAUUUUAUCAAACUGCAUACAGAAAUAAUAAUACCACCAUCACCUGUCAUUCUCCUGAUGGCAAAUACAAGCCCGCUUUUUUCUGCAAAGCAGAUAACUCCACUUGUCAGAAUGUUUUACCAAAAAGCCCUUCUCCACAGUCAAACUGGAGAAUCAUAUCAACAAACACCAGCAGCAGCAUUUCCAUCAGUCAUGUGUCCUCACAGGAUGCUGGAGUCUACUGGUGUGGAGUGAAAUCAAGUGACAAAGAGUUUUUACUUCGACAAAUACAUCUAGAGGUUAAAGAUGGCUUGGAGGUUAUCAUCGGUGUUACUGUGUCUGUAGCUGUGCUCCUGCUGUUUCUGACAGCUUUGAUCCUCAUCUACAAACGAAAUGGUGCAGCAGGACGGCAUGUCAAAGAGGACUGUAUCUGUGAGGAGAGACAGGAGAACCUGCAGAAGCCAGAAAAUGCAGUGAACUCGAUUUCCAUCAGUGCCAAUAAUCCCAUAAACCACACUGCCUCGCCACAUUACGCUGCCAUCAACUUUCAAGUGAGGUCUGAAAAAGCUGGCGGUGGGAUACUCAAACCCAGCUCUGCUGCCUGUGAGUAUUCUGCUGUGAAGUUCAGCAAAUGUCCAGACAACCUGACUGUGACCCAACCACACAGACUGGUGAAGUAGAUUCUCCACUUAUCAGCAAGAUAAAGCCAAAACCAUAAAAGAUCAGCUCUGUGAGGAAUAUGUCUGUUGUAAAAUGUUAAAA
This is a messenger RNA of Oreochromis aureus, 1189 nucleotides long. RefSeq lists its product as uncharacterized. Lineage: Eukaryota; Metazoa; Chordata; Actinopteri; Cichliformes; Cichlidae. The coding region runs from base 1 to 1107 and encodes 368 amino acids. The record is from RefSeq and is a predicted model, not a curated record. The transcript has 7 exons.